UGACUGUGUGUUUACGUGUGUGUGUGUCUCAUAGCGUGUCUGCGGGACAAAAUGUGCAUGUUUACUUCACAAAGUUUAGCGGCUCAUUGACGGAAGCAGCGCGCGACACUCGCAGGAAUCUAGCAGCGGCUCGAGCGACGGAGAGAACGUUUACCGUGAGAAAGUCGCUCCUCCUCACAGGCCAUGGCGCCAUGUGGAGGCAAGGGGUUAAGGUUCUUGGGGCCCAACGUGUACUCGGAGGCUCCUGACGGCGGCUGGGGAUGGAUGAUCGCUGUGGCCUUUUUCUUGGUGGAAGCCUUCACCUAUGGCACCAUCAAAAGCUUUGGUAUCUUCCUCCAGGACCUGAUGGAGGAGUUUGGAGAGACCAACAGUCGGGUCUCCUGGGUCGUUUCCAUCUGUGUGUUUGUCAUGACCUUCAAUGCUCCUCUCUCCUCUGUGAUGACUAACCGCUGUGGCUUCCAAGUUGUUGUCAUGACUGGAGGGUUCCUCAUCUCCUCGGGCACCAUCGCCACCAGCUUCACCAGCUCCAUUAACGAAAUGUACAUCACAUAUGGAAUAAUUGCAGGCCUGGGCUACUGUCUGACCUUUCUGCCCACUGUGACCAUCCUUUCCCAGUACUUCAACCGCAGACGAUCACUGGUUACAGCUGUGGCGUCUACUGGAGAGUCCUUGUCGAUGUUUGCGCUGGCACCAGCCUUUUCUGCAUUAAGGGACCGCAUCGGCUGGCGACAUACCAUGGCAGUGAUAGGAGCUCUGCAAAGCAUCAUCAUCAUCUGUGGAGCGCUGCUUCGUCCCAUCAUUAUCAAACCCAGAGGGAGCAGGAUGACAGAGAUUGACACAUCGUCCCCAAAAGAACUCGAAGCCCUCAGUACAGGAGAGAAUGCAGAGGGCACGAACCCAGAGGACUCUGUGACGACGGACAAUGAGCUAACCAGAGCCUCUGUGAGCACUGGAGACUCUGGUGUUCAGUCUCUGAAGGACACCGACAGCAGCAGCCCAGAGGAGAAUACGCUACUGCGCAAAGAAGCGAGGUUAGAGCUGGAACAGAAACCUGUGGAACACAUUGAGGUGGAGGUUAAAGAAUCUGAAGCAGAGGACAAAACGGACAGAGAUGCAGAUAAACAAGUGAUGAAUAAUGAAGAAAUCAAAUCGGUCAAUGAAAAGCUACCUGCAAAGAAGCCUAAACUCUUGGAUUUUUCCAUCCUCAAAGAGUGCAGCUUCAUUUUGUACUCUCUGUUCGGACUGUUUGCCACUCUGGGCUUCUUCGCCCCUCAACUAUACGUCAUUGAGCUGAGCGUGAGUCGAGGUGUUGAACGGGAUCGCGCCGCCUACAUGCUCUCCACCAUGGCUGUGGCUGAAAUCUUGGGUCGAUUCGCCAUCGGAUGGAUCCUGACGAGGAAGCAGGUCAGGACCAAGAAGCUUCUCGUGCUUCUGGCAUGUGUGAUUGCAAUGACUAUGGACCUGGUGGGAUUUACUUUGGUUACAGAGUUCUAUGGCCUGGCUGUGUGCUGCGCUGUGUACGGCUUCCUGAUGGGAACACUGGCAUGCACCCACAUCCCCAUGCUGGCCGAGGAUGAUGUGGUGGGCAUAGAGAGGAUGUCUUCAGCUGCUGGCGUCUAUGUGUUUAUCCAGAGCUUUGCUGGGCUGGCUGGACCACCGCUUGGAGGAGUGCUGGUGGACGUGACUCAGAACUACGGAUCGGCCUUCUACUCCUGUGCGGCCGGCAUGGCAGUGAGCGCCCUGUUCUUGGGUUUGGUAAGACCUGCUAAGAAAGGACUGCUCUGUAGGAGGAGAAGCUCAAAAUACUCUGAAGACGUACAUGAAAGGACAGCGGCGUCUCAGGAACGGAGUGAAGAGCAGAAACCGGACAAAAGAACAAGCGGUCCAAAUGACUGCAGCGAAUCUGAUGCCAACUUUGACAACAAUCAGGGGGAGGCUACAAGAGAUGUCGACGACGUCAGACGUUUUGCUUGAGGUGAUCUAGAAUAAGGAUAAUAGAAAGGUAAAGCCAUGUAAGGGGUAAAAAGGUGAAGGCUACUGCAGGCAGACUGCUGGAGUGACAGUGGAGAGAAACACUAAGUGCUUAAUAUCUGCCAUUGUAGCUCUGGUUUCUGAGAGCCAUCUUGAGAACUUUUAGAUCACAAUCUGUAUGUAGCAAUUGUGCCUUAAUUACCUAAUGCACCAAACAGUGUUUUUACAUCAAGUCAGCAACACUAAGAUUAAAAUUAAACUACCUUUAAUUCAUCUUUAAGGAAGUAAGUCAGCGUAUUAUAUAGUCUUGCUGUAAUGUUCACCGGUCUGAGAUGCGACUGGAAGGCUUGGACCUGUUCAAAAUGAAGCAGAAUUGAUGGUACCGUAGAUAUUCCAAAGAGACGUAACACUGCCGCUUGUUAAUUACCUGCCGGUGAUCACUAUUAUAACGAUAGACCAGAAAAACUGUGACGCCAAGUAGCUGCAAGAACACUAAGCUGCACCAGACUCUGUAACACUCGUUGUAGGAAACACACAAAGCUCAGGACUACGUGAUUUAAAGUGUUCAUUUUUAAUCAAGCUGUUAGCAAGUUGACAAUGCACUGUUAUGUAAUAUGGGAUGUCAGACUAUUUUUGUAAUGAAAAUGUGUUGAAUCACAGUAAAGCAACAACCUCUGAA
This is a messenger RNA of Stegastes partitus (bicolor damselfish), 2650 nucleotides long. Its product is annotated as monocarboxylate transporter 7. Gene Ontology annotation, molecular function: monocarboxylic acid transmembrane transporter activity. Bases 184 to 1974 code for a protein of 596 amino acids. Lineage: Eukaryota; Metazoa; Chordata; Actinopteri; Pomacentridae. The record is from RefSeq and is a predicted model, not a curated record. The transcript has 6 exons. Gene Ontology annotation, biological process: transmembrane transport; monocarboxylic acid transport.